AGUUCGACACGAUUUCGGCCCGGUUAAGUGAAUAAUCCGCUGCAGAUUUCAAUAGCUUCGCUCACACACAACCGCCGCGCGCACACACACUUGCAGCACAAGCUCGCGAUACGCCGAAGAUGCGGCAAAACACAAACUGAUAAACACAACGACAAAGUGAAAAGAGCGACAUGAGCUCGCACAAUGACAAUCCUGGGCCAUCAAAGCCGCGUGACAAGAAGCCCUUUAACAGCAAUGCCAAGUCAUUGGCGCAGACUAACGGCAAUGGUGGCCUUGGUUCCGUAUCCGGAACAUCAACGAUGGUCAACGAUAAUUCCUCAUCCGUGAAUCUCAGCGAUGGCACUAAUUCGACUGCCGGGAAUGGCCAUUUCUUCGAAGCUACCCACUCUGAUCAGCCAAAUAAUACAUGCGCUAAAAGUACAUCCUGCCAGCUAUUCAAGAGGAAUAGUCUAAAUGAACGCCGCAGACGCCGUAAUCGCCGUAAUCGUGACCGCCGUGUAUCGGGAGACUUGGGUGUCAAGGGAUGGAAUGGAAACUUGCCAGAGCUAACGCCCAUGUCCAACAUCGAUAGUAACUCAAAUGUGGAGCCGCUGUCGACGGCCAAGCCGCGUGUACUGCCAUGGAGUGGUCUAAAGGUUUUUCCAAGAGUGGAACCGCAAGAGGAGACAGCAGCAGGUUCAACAAAGCCAGCUCAAAUCACUAAUAAGUCUAAGGAGCAGCAGCAGCAACAGAAGCAGCAGCAACAACAGAAGCAGCAGGAACCACAGAAGCAGCAGCAGCAACCGAACCAGCAGCAGCAACCGAACCAGCAGCAACAACAGAAGCAGCAGCAGCAACAACAGAAGCAGCAGCAGCAACCGAAGCAGCAGCAGCAACCGAAGCAGCAGCAACAACAGAUGCAGCAGCAACAGAAGCAGCAGCAACAGAAGCAGCAGCAACAACAGAAGCAGCAGAAACAACAGAAGCAGCAGCAACAACAGAAGCAUCAGCAGCAGCAACAGAAGCAGCAGCAACAGCAGUCGUUUGCAUCGCCAUUCGACACCUCGCUGUCCUCCAACUCUGACCUGAAUAUGUCGGUGUCAAUGGCAGCAGGACGUGGAACAGCAUUCAAAGUGCAGCAAACUGUUUUAGACAAUCAGGAUGAAGUUAUAAAGCUGGCAAAGGAAAAGGCUAACCAGCAGCCGGACAAGCAACAGCAUGCCAGGGCUGGGGAACAGGUGCUGACCGAGGAUAAGAGCAAUUCAAAUGCAUCAUUGGUACCAUCGCCGCCGCCGAAUCCAGGUUUCGGCGAACUUAGCGCUUCCAAAGCGAACACACAGAUGGCUACAGAAGGGGAUGCCAAAAAGGAGGCGGUUCCCCUGGACAAUCAACCUAAGGAAGCCAAGGACGCCAUGUCCGGUCGCCUCGAAAAACGUUCCAUAUCAUUCACUACCGGCAAUUCGGGCCCGGAGGAGGCGCGUCGUACAGUUCGCUUCAGCAGCCAUGAGCCGCUGGACGAUGGGAAGAAAAAAGCGGAGAGACAACCCAUCAGUAGCACAGUCCUAAAGCAAAAAUCCGACAACGAGCUGGAUGUUUUUAUACCCAGCUCUGUGAAUCCAAGGCGUCGCACCGGUGACGGGUUCUUUAUUGCGCCCAACGAGCACGUCGCACAGAAGGCAGGUCCGGAAUUGAAGGAAGUGGGUCAAGCCACAAAGCCUCAACCGCCCCAGCAGACCCUGCCGCCCCAACAGACACUGCCGCCCCAACAGACCCUGCCACCCAAGCAGACCAUGCCGCCCAAGCAGACCCAGCCGUCUCCCUUGACGAUCACUGAGAAGCGAGUGUCGAAGCCUAACGUGCCCAAAGGGGCAAGUCCACCGAGCGAGGGCUGGACCCCCACCAUGGCUGUUAAGAGGAAAUCUCGGGCGCAGGCAUCGGGCAGUGCCAGCAGCAGUUCGGGUGGUUCGCCGAUUGUUAAUAGCUCCCCUCGCAAGCGCAGAGCUCACACAACGGAAUAUCCUUGGAAGACCAAGACCUGUGUGCGCUGUCAGGAUCCUAUUAUUCCGAGUGGGGCCACGCCUAAUAUGUGCAAGAGGUGUAUCUUUGAUAUAAAAGCGGCUGAAAAGGAAUUGGCGAAAAAGCAGGUGCAACCACAUGGGGAUCAGAAUAACGAUGAUGAUAUAACGAUGAUGAGUGGCAGCAGCCAGAUGGAGGUCGGCGAGAAAAUUGCAAUGCCCGGUCAACAUCCGCCGGCAAACCUGGGUCAGAGGCCAGCUCCAAAGAAGCAGGAAAUUGUUGUGAUUGGAGGACGGAAGGCUAUAGCCAUCAAUGCCGAUUUGCCUCAUCGCCAAGUGAAAGUGGAACCACGCCAGCCUUGUUUGACUGGCUCUGAAAGGACCUUAAAUAAGAAUUCGAGCACCGACUUGGUGGCGAGCCUGGGCGUUGCCCUAAACGGAUGUAAGAUACUGAUGGCCGUUAUGAAAACACUGAACCAGAAGGAACGGGCAAACAUGGCGCGGGUUUGCACAACUUGGGCCAUGGUCAGUCGGGAUAGGAGUGUAUGGCGUACAGUCAAUCUUCGCGACACCCCUGUUAGGAACUGGGAGUACUGUAUGCGUCAACUCGCACGCCAUCGCACUCGCGAGCUGUACAUGUCGGGCGCAAUAUUGACGAAGCCCCAGAUUCUCACUACUGGCGAUAUGCGCAUCCUGAGAGCGUUGCGCGUUCUACACACUGGUCACGUAGGUGCCGAGUUUCUUAUUCUGGUAUUUCGCCAUUUGUCCCAACUGCUGGAGCUAAGGACGAUCUGCACCAGUCCAAGUUUGAAUCUAUACCAUCUUGGACUUCACCCAGCUGAGCUGCGCGUGCUUGACAUCUACUUGACGAGCAGCAGAAACAGUUUGGCAUCAAUCGACUCUCUGGGCAACCUGACGUAUCUAACCGAGUUGAGUAUACGUGGUGUGGAUUUUCUAGGCGCCUCGGACUUCAUGUUCUUGACGAAACUUAAGUGUCUGAAGGUGCUAGUGUUGGGUUCAUGCCAGGGCAUGAACACUGAGAAAUUUGGCCAGAAUGUGCUGCCCUUUUUAAAGACUUUACAGUCGAUUCGCUUGGAGAACGAGCACGAGAUCGAUGGCAAGUUUCCGUUGCACGACAUUAUGCUUGGUAUAUCCCUUGCCGGUAGGUUGAAGCGUGUGGAGCUGGUAAAUGUGGAUGUGGAUGACCGUCUUACCAAUUUGAUUGCCAUGUGCCCCAGUGUCACCGAUCUGCUGUUGACCCCAAUGUGUAUUCAUCAUUCGGCCAACAUGAUCCAUGCCGUGAUGCAGGCCAUUUACGACAAUGCCGCGCAGUUGAGCGUGUUCCGCCUGGGAUUGGUUACCCAGUUGUUGAGUGCAACUGGGGCGCUGUACAAGGGUAGUGGGAAGGAUGUCAUUCCCGUGCAGCGUCCUGUUCCGGGAGUUCCGCCGCACGACGACCUUAAUUUUUGUUCUCCCGACGACCAUUGCAUGGAAACAGACCACUCGGAGUGCGUGGCCUUUCUGCCCGCCAAGCGCCUGCUGGCGAUUCUGCGCGAUGUGGCACCGAAUUGUUGGCUUACGUUGACCAAGGUGAGCAUGAUCGACGCCACCUGCAUCAAGUUCGUGCCCCGUCCCCGUUCCCGUCCAAAGGAGAUCAGCAUAUAAGAACGUUCAACGCACCAGUUAUGCGCCUAAGUGCCAUAAGAUAGCCAUAAGUAAACCCUCCUAGUACCAGAGAAUGCCAAGACUGAGUCUUCGAGAAGCAUCACCCGAACACAAACACUUUAACAUACUCAACAAUAUCACAAAACAAUGUUCAGGGCGUUUCUUUCUCACAACCGGCCGACGCAGCAAGCGACGCUGCGUUUUCGUUAACUUUCAAAUUGACGGUAUGUAAUGAACAUUAAAAACAAAAAGACAUGUAAACACAAUAAAAAGGGUUAAUUGCUGGAGUGGGCAUACAUAUA
Messenger RNA from Drosophila erecta, 3961 nucleotides. RefSeq lists its product as uncharacterized. The transcript is spliced from 9 exons. The coding region runs from base 171 to 3659 and encodes 1162 amino acids. Gene Ontology annotation, molecular function: protein binding. Lineage: Eukaryota; Metazoa; Arthropoda; Insecta; Diptera; Drosophilidae. The record is from RefSeq and is a predicted model, not a curated record.